This is a messenger RNA of Fraxinus pennsylvanica, 3279 nucleotides long. The record is from the annotation of a GenBank genome assembly. NCBI's taxonomy places the organism in Eukaryota, Viridiplantae, Streptophyta, Magnoliopsida, Lamiales, Oleaceae.
AUGGAGAAUUUCGAAUCCAAAGAGCAAAUUGAAGAAAUCAAAGGUCUUUUAUCCUCAAAAAACAAGCCUUUAGCUUACUCAAAACUCUUGCACUUCCAACAACAAUCCACCGAAGAUACAUCUUCCAUUCAAAUACUUGCGGAUUCAAUCCACGAUAUUCUCUCAUCUGUUGUCGUCGAUAUCGCUAAUUACGAUGAAGAAAUUGCGGCUCCAGCAUUGAAGUGUUUGGGAUUCAUGAUUUACCACCCUUGUAUCCUGGGUUCAAUUAAAGGUGAUGAUGCCAAUAUCAUCAUUGAAUCUCUUGUAAAGGUCAUUACAACUACAAAAAUCAAGUCAAUUUGCAAUUUAGGAGUGUGGUGUAUAUCAAUCCAACAAUUCAAUGAAUCAACUUUGGCUAACAAUUUGCAUUCGUUGCUGAGGGCAGUUAUCCAUGCCCUUGACAAUCCUAUAGGUUCCUUUUCAACAACCUUUGAAGCAAUGCAGGCUGUGGUGAAGUUGACUAGUUCAUUAACUGAAAAGAUGAAAGAAAUUUCAAAUGUAUGGGCUCCUCCAAUUUAUAGACGACUUGUAAGUGUUGAUAAAAGGGAUAGAGAUAUGUCUGAGAGAUGCUUGCUGAAGAUUAGGUCCGUAAUAUCUCCGCCGCCAUUAAUUCUCUGCAAGGCUCUUGUGAUAGAUAUGAAGAAAAAAUUGCUCUCUGCAAUGAAGGAACUAAUGGACCAAGGGAUGAAGAUCCAAAGUCUGCAAGCAUGGGGAUGGUUUAUUCGUUUGCUGGGACCUUAUGCUACAAAGAAUAAACAUUUAGUUAAUGAAAUGCUGAAACUUCUUGAGAAGACAUUCUCUGACUUUGACUCGCCAUCUCAGAUUUCUUCCCUGGUUGCCUGGGAAGGUCUUAUUGAUUCUUUAAUUGAGCCUCCAAUGCCUUGCUCAACCAAUUCUGUUCUAGAGCAUGACACUCAAGAAUUGAGGACGUCUGAAGGAAGUGACAGGCAAAUGAAAGCAAACGGACAUCUAAAAAGAAUUAAGCUUAUAAUGAAACCCCUCAUAGGAAUCAUGUCAAGUAAAUGUGAUGUUUCUGUCCAUGCAUCCUGUCUGAAUACAUGGUCUUAUCUAUUACAUAAACUCGAUACUUAUAUUAGCUGUCAGUCAGUGAUCGAAACUGUUUGGGAGCCCAUCAUCAAAGUGAUCUUCCAAGUUGGACCUGAAAAUAGGAACAUCUGGUUAUUUAAUUCCUGUGUGGAUCUGCUUGAUGCUCUUAUUUUGGGGAGAAAUAAGGAUGAGACUAAUAACCUGCAUAUCCAGGAAACCGUGAAAUUAUCUGCUCAAAUUCCCGUAGUUGGGAAUCUUGUAACUGGUAAAUGCUUAUUGAAACUCCAUCCAAUAAAAUGGUCAUCUUGGGAUCUAUGUCAGCUGGAUUUCUUUACAAAAUUGAUUUAUAUCCUUGCCACUCAAGGAUCCAAAGCCACGGUCACCCCGGAGUUCAGAAGACUGGCGGGUGAUGCUGCCCUUAGGUUAUUCAAAUCUCUUCUAAAAGCAGUUAACACUUCUCUGAAAUAUGCUUCCAUUACUUAUGAUGAGGUGAUGCAGUGUUUGAACACAAUUUUGAGGUUCUUGGGGAAACUAUGUGAAAAUUUGACUUUGGAAGAUAGUUGCAUUGAUGAUUCAUGCCUUAUUAGCCUUCAAUUUUUAGAGGUGGCAUCUAAGGGGCUAGAUUACUCCAUGUUGCGAUCUCCCCUUUACAAAGUGUCAUUAGACCUCAAGUGCAUUGAAAAAUUAAAACCUGCUGGUGAGGUUAGAAGUGUAAUGGUGGAAGGUAUCUGCUUUGUUAAUAAUAUGGACAUGGUGUCACCAGUCAUGUAUUUGAGUAGACUCUAUUUCUAUGUGGUAGUACAUUCAACUUUAAAGGCACCUGAUUGUGAAUCCAUAUUACUAUCAAUGAAUGGAUAUGUGAAGUUUUUAUUAACUUUAGGUGAUCCUCUGGAAGUUCUUCGUGCAUUUAUUGGUUUACUGUACAAACACAAAGUAUUCAAUUGCUUAAAGAUUUGGAUAGUUCUAGCAAACUAUCUGAAAGACUACAUAGAUGGUAGAAGGGAUCCGUUGGUGCUGAAUAUGGAGUCAGACAACCUUGGUUAUUCUGUAGCAUUAUAUUUCCUGUCAUACCCAUUUGCUUUGUGCUCUUUUCCUCAGAUUAAGCUUGAGCUUCAUGAUGUUAUUGAACUGUGGAAGUUGCUUUUUGUGUCUGCUAACCAUUCUUUACAAUCUGAGGAUUCCCCAGUGAAGAGUUUCUCAGAGGAUCUGUGCUCAAUAUUGAAUGGAUUUUUUGAUGAAGUUGGACUAGCAGCUGGCACUGUAGAGAAUCAGGGGUUUCUUUUACUGUAUGAAAGCAUCAUCUUGUAUUUCCUGGAGCAAUCAACUUUGAGCAUAAGCUUUAAGGGAAGCAAAAACAUGGAUUGUGAUGGCAGAAUUUGCAGCAACAUGAAGAAUAGCAUGGAGUUAGCUGCUCGGUUUAUGAAGCUGUUCCUGGUGAAGAAAGAGAUCGAUGCACCAGCAAAGCUCUCUGUACCAUCAAGUUUUUUGUCAGCAUUGAUACACUUUGUUAGCUGUCUUCACCUGAGGGAAGAUAUUGUUACAUUAAUUAAGGAAAUGUCAAGUCCAUUGCUUGGGUGGCUGUCGGACAUGCAUCUAUUCGAUGAGAACACAAACAAACAACUUCAACUAUUGUGGGAAGAAAUCCUUAAAAGUUUAUGCCGAAGUCAGCCAUCGGUUAAAUUCGACUCCUCAUUCCUCAAGUUCCAAGAUCCCCUCCUUGAAAGAACUCUUGAUCACCCUGAUCCUUCCAUAUCAGAGCCCACCAUUAAUUUUUGGAAUUCUACUUAUAGCAAGCAGAUCAAGUUAGACUACCCACAAAACUUGGUUCCUGUAUUACACAAACUCUCAAGAAAUGGAAAAAUAAACCUAUGCAGAAGAAGUCACUGUAGAGAAGACAGCAAUACUGCCUGCCAAAACUUCAGGGUAACUGCAACGCUGAACAGAUGUUUCAAAAGAGUCGAAUUUAUGGAGAAUGUUACAAAUGGUUUGCAGCAUAAUGACGUGACGAGUUUGAGUUCAAAAAGGAAAAGACCUGAGCUAACAGAACAUCAGAAAGAAGUGAGACGAGCACAGCAAGGGCGGAUGAUGGAUUGUAGUGGACACGGGCCUGGAAUCCGGACUUACACUAGUGUUGAUUUCUCACAAGGAAAUGAAGAAUCACAAGACAGCCAGGACAUGGGGACUCUUAUUUGA